UUGGGGUGUUGUGCCCAUGUUGCAUCCCACCCGCAGAGCCACCGUUUGAGAUUCCUGUCCGACGCCUCUAUUUGAGAGAGAGAAACCACACGGUCCACCUGGCUUCUCCUCCUCUCCUCAACUGAUCGCCCCGAUUGUGCAUCCUUAUCCUGUUAGGUAUGCUGGAACCUUGAGUCGCUCAUUUGCAUUGAUAUGCGCAUUUUGACACGGUUGUUGCAUUCUUGCUGACAUCAACGGAUUAGAAACCCUCAUUGGAAAGGAGCAGCACCCACCCUAAACACAAUGCCGCCUUCCGGUCGACGUGGAGUUCGACGGCGGGAUGUCGAUCAGUCCGACAUGGACUCUCCGGAUAUGCAUCAGACGCCUGUAAGGAAGCGUAGGAAGGUUAACGACGACGCUCCUACCUCCGCAGCCAAACCACCCAAACGUGUGCUAUCGAACCAGAGUACCGACACAGCGAAGGCCGAUUAUCCCGACGUCCAAGUCGCCCUGAAAACGCCCAUGGAGAAAGCCGAUGCGGUUGUCCGCGCGCUCAAAGUCGCGAAUUAUGAAGUCGGUGCGUCAUUCGAUUACGCGAACCAAAUCCUCACCCAAGACACGCAAACCGCGUACGCGCGCAUCUCCGGACGGAAUUGGACCUUUUUCGUCCACCAGACAAGAGUCAUUAUCGGCAGACCGAUCAAGAAGGAGAAGAAAGAUGACGUGGGAUCGGCGGGAGGGUCGGCGGGACAGCAGCUCAAGGAUGACGAAUGGGCCGUGGAUAUCGAUCUUGGACCGGAACAGCAGAUCUCACGAGUACACGCCGAAAUUGCGUACGAAGGGUCGCACUGGGUCUUGGUCGUCAACGGCCGCAAUGGGCUGUACCUGAACGAACAGAAGCUGGAACGAGGGAACAAGGUUAUCCUGGAAUCGGGCAAUGUGAUCAGUAUCUUGGGCACCCAGAUGAUGUUCCUUCUCCCCGGAUUCGAUCAGGAGCUGAAAAUCCACCCAACCAUCCUGAAGCAAGCGGCACUUGGUGCUGACGACGACGAGACGGACGGCAUGAACGAAGACGAAAACAUGCCGCCGCAAGAGCGAAAGCGCACUGAUGGACUUGUGCAACCUCGUUCGGCGCCCGCCUACGCACAGCAGUCGUCGAACUUCAACGACCGACGCUUCGAUCAUCUGCAGAAAUCUCCCGACACCCCGAUCGCUCGUGGAUCGUUCAAGUCCCAGAACUCCCCUGCUUACUCGCGUGGAUUGCUACUUGAAAGCACCGAGGAUAUCGACUAUAGCCUCGACAGUGCCAAGGAUUUGAAACCGCCGCACAGCUAUGCGCAGAUGAUCGGUCAGGCCAUUCUAUCAAGCCCGGAGGAGAAGUGCACGCUUGCGAAGAUCUACGAGUUCAUCAAGGAGCGGUAUGCGUUCUAUCGCCAUAGCGGUGGAGGCUGGCAGAAUUCGAUCCGUCACAACCUGUCCCUCAGCAAGUGUUUCGAGAAAGUCGCCCGUCGCACCGACGAACCCGGCAAAGGAAUGAAAUGGCAGAUUGUCCCCGAGCAGCGUGAAGAGUUCAUGAAGAAGUCGUUGACGGGCAAUCGGAAGGGUUUGAGGCCUAUCAGUUCGUCAGGACCUACAUCACCUGCAAACAGAGAGAUUCCAGCUAUGGUUGCGGCAGGCCGGCUUAUGGAAAUUACAGGGCAGCGUGACGGUGCCAACGACGAGCGCCAGCGACGACGAGGAACGAAUCGCUCGGUCACCCCUCCUCUGGCUUCCUAUCCUGUCGCAAACGAGUCGUUUACGCCCGAUCGUGGUUCUCGUCCUAUACAGUAUCCUUCAAGUGCGAAUACGCCCGCGACAAUGACGCCUUCUUAUGGCCGUGGUGCGCACAAUGGUAUCGAUAUGCUUGCCGAAGCCUCCGGCAAAGCCAAGCACAUGGGCAGCGCCGGCUAUAUGUUCGGCCACGGUGGAUCCAACUCCCCCACCGGCCCGAACCCCUUCCAUACGAACCCUUCCAACACCAUGGACACGCCGCUGAUCGCUCGCCAACACCCGCUUCUCGCGCCCCCAAGCACCGCCCAUCCACCCAGCAAGUACCUCCAACUCAGCAGUCCUGCACCCUUCUGGAAUUUCCUGGAGAUGCAGAACUCCACUCCGGCUCGUGGCGGUGACAUCGAUCCGACUACGAGCCCGCUUAAGGGCCGUCGCGCCAGCAUCAGCGGCACCGACCAAGACGACGCGGACGAAGGAAUGCAGUCGGAGAACCUGCCCAGCGAACGUCCUCGUUCCGCAGACGACGCCACCGAGACGCAACAAGGAGCUUCUGUUGCGCGUGCCACUACCACCGAACCGACACGCCAGUUCCGUGACCCGAACGUUACGCCCACCCCCAAGCUCUCGAAGAAGCACAAUCUCGACACGGCGAUCGCGCAGCCAUCCAGCCCGCCAGCGUUUCACACUGGUGACAAGUCAUCGCCCCUCCCCAUCCGCCACGUCAGCGCCGGGUCGGCCAUCAUCCAACCGGCUACCGAAACCAACACAGUUGCUCCCACUGCCGAUAAUGAGAACCCCACUGCACCGACCGAUGCGGACGCUAUGGACGCCAUGGAGCCCAGUCCCAGUCGCACGAUUUCGCGGACCGUCAGCGUAGGUGUCGGGAAUCAGAGCAACGUGAAGGAGAAUGGCGGGAAUGUGGCGAGCGUAUCCAAACUACCUUCGAAUUCGAAUCCAAAUAUAAACGGAAACGCGAGCUCGAUACCCCCAGGGCUCGGGAUGGGCAAGGCUAAGCCGCCGAUGCUACAAAGUGGGUUCCGGUCGAGUUUCGGUGCCGGCAUAGGAGGGAUGGGUGGACCGAUGGGACGGGCCGAGGAGGAAGAGGAGGAAGGGAUUGAUUUGGCGAAGGGGUUCGAGACGAUCGGGAGCUUCCAUCGGAAUAUGACCGCGAAUGGGAUCCGGGGAGCUUAGUCCCGGAUCACCUGCUUCAACAUACGUCCAACAUAGCAUCCGGCUCUGGUCUUCUCUCCGGAUAUCGUUCACUCCCCGCUUAUUUAACUCGUGGACAUUUUCUCUCGGAGAGAUC
Molecule: messenger RNA, 3055 nt
Organism: Eremomyces bilateralis CBS 781.70
Lineage: Eukaryota; Fungi; Ascomycota; Dothideomycetes; Eremomycetales; Eremomycetaceae
Exons: 3
Coding region: 283-2940 (885 amino acids)
Biological process (GO): regulation of transcription by RNA polymerase II
Molecular function (GO): DNA-binding transcription factor activity, RNA polymerase II-specific; RNA polymerase II cis-regulatory region sequence-specific DNA binding; protein binding
Source: RefSeq, a predicted model, not a curated record